Cannabis sativa is the source of this 1128-nucleotide messenger RNA. RefSeq lists its product as uncharacterized. NCBI's taxonomy places the organism in Eukaryota, Viridiplantae, Streptophyta, Magnoliopsida, Rosales, Cannabaceae. Gene Ontology annotation, molecular function: zinc ion binding. The transcript has 2 exons. Bases 1 to 1128 code for a protein of 375 amino acids. The record is from RefSeq and is a predicted model, not a curated record.
AUGCAAAUAGAGGAAGACAAGAGCUUCAAGUACUUGUUUGUGGCACUAGAUGCUUCAAUAAAAGGAUUGAAGAAGUGCAAACCUAUAAUAUUUGUUGAUGGAACUUUCCUUAAAUCAAAAUAUGGAGGUACAUUUCUCUAUGCCUGUACACAAGAUGGAAAUGGACACAUUUUUCCCCUAGCUUUUUCUGUUGUGGAUUCAGAAAACAACAGCUCAUGGCAAUGGCUUUUCACAAAACUAAGGGAAACAUACAGGAUCAGACAGGAACAGUGCUUGAUCUUAGACAGACAUGAGAGCAUAAUUAACGCAGCUGCUCAAGUAGUUCCAAAAAUAACGCAUGGCUAUUGUGUAUACCAUCUGUUAAGCAACCUGAAAGCAACCUUUAAGAAGAAUGCAAGAAAGAUCGAUAAACUAUUCUUCGCAGCAGCAACAACAUACAUAGAGAGGAAAAUUGAAUACCAUAUGAGCGAGCUGGACAACUUGGACAUUUGUGUUAGACCAUAUUUACAACAAUUUGGAUACCAUAAAUGGUCAAGAUACCACAGCAAACACAACAGGUAUUCAACUAUGACUUCUAACAAUGCUGAAUCUCUAAAUGCAGAAAACUUAGAAGCUAGAGAACUACCAAUCACAACAGUAAUGGAGUCAUUGAGAGCUUUGAUACAACAAUGGACAUAUACAAACAGGAAAAAAGCACAGAAAACCACAACAUUUUUGACACCUACAGUAGAGAAGAAGCUAGUCAACAACUUUGUGGACUCAUCGACAGAAAAUCUAAAGCCAAUAAACGAGAGCAUGUUCGAAGUGGUAGAACUAACAAGAUCAUGGGUGAUCAAUCUAAAGGAGAAAACAUGCAGUUGCAACCAAUUCCAAAUUGACGAAUUACCGUGUGCUCAUGCGCUUGCUGUGAUAAAAGAGAUGAACUUGAAUGUUUACAACUAUUGUUCAAAUUAUUACACAACAAGAACAUGGCUUGAAACAUACAGCGGCUCAACAUAUCUGGUGCACAAUCACACAGCAUGGGAUGUACCACAGAACAUAAAAGAUAUCCUUGUUCUACCACCAAACCAGAAAAUAAGAUCUGGAAGACCAAGGAAAAGAAGAUUUAUAGCUGAUUGGGAUACAUAA